Messenger RNA from Patella vulgata (common limpet), 8879 nucleotides. RefSeq names its product E3 ubiquitin-protein ligase TRIP12. Gene Ontology annotation, biological process: regulation of double-strand break repair; proteasome-mediated ubiquitin-dependent protein catabolic process; DNA damage response. The coding region runs from base 184 to 5916 and encodes 1910 amino acids. The record is from RefSeq and is a predicted model, not a curated record. The transcript has 2 exons. NCBI's taxonomy places the organism in Eukaryota, Metazoa, Mollusca, Gastropoda, Patellidae. Gene Ontology annotation, molecular function: zinc ion binding; ubiquitin protein ligase activity. Gene Ontology annotation, cellular component: nuclear speck.
GGUCAGCUGGAGAGGUAUGUCUUCCGUCGAAUAAUAUGACAACAGAUACAGGCGUUCAGAUGAACUGUUGUUACUGUUAAUUGAUUGAUCGCUGCCAUUAUUGAAAACCAAACAACCGGCCGUAUUUUAUAAUAUCGAUUUGAGACAUAAUAUCUGGCAUGAGCCAGAAUUUGGAAUCCGCCUAUGGCCAAUCGAGGUGAGUUGCCAACUGGGGUGUCCGGCAGAAGAAAAAGUCGACAAAGUGGGUCUGAUGUGACUAAUCAAUCAACUAAUAUUUUGGAAGUUCCUUGUGAAACGAACACUGAAUCCAAAAUAUCUUCACGUAAAUGUGUAGAUGAUACUCGGAAACCUUCAAAACGAUCAGCUACACAUGAGAUCGAGUCAGAACCAAGUAAAAAAUCUUCUAAACCUCAUUUGAUGGACAUACAUAUAAAAUCAUCUAAAGGGAAAAAUUCUGUGAAAAGUGAUCAACCUACAAAAAGUGCCUUAGAACUUGAACUAGAAAGUGAAUCAUCCAGUGAUUGUAUAACUAAAAACCUCAGAUCAAAAAAACAAAUAAGUUCUAAAGAUAAACCAAAAUCUUCAGCACAUAAGGGUAAACUCAAACAAAAUAGCUUAAAAACUGAACUAUUUGGGUCAUCAACUGUGAAAGCUCUAUCAAAACAAUUAGUUUGCACAGCUGAAAGACUGGAUGAUCCAGUUGAUAAAUUAGAGAACCCCCAGACAGCUGAUAAAAGACGCUGUCUUAGAUCAUCAGUUACAGACACUUCACAUCCAACUUCAUCACAAUCCAAAAUAGGUUCUUCAGCAAGUGUUCCUAAAGCUAGGUCCACAAGUAAGGGAAAGCAGCCUAAAAGGAAUCGUCAAGAAGGUCAUACAUCUACCAACAGUGGUGAGUUUUUUAACGUAGACAAAAAGAAGUCACGAUCUGGUGGAAUGUCUGCCAGUAAAGAAGGCUCUAACAGUGCUUCUUCUGACCAACCCAGUAAUGAGAGACCACAAGGAGCAGCUGCCAGACCUGUGGAUGAUGCAGAUGAAACAGACAUGGGAAGACUUCAAGCUCUUCUUGAAGCAAGGGGUCUACCAUCUCAGUUGUUUGGUGCUCUAGGGCCCCGGAUGCACCAAUUCUUACACAGAACAAUGAGUGGGGGAACAAUGAGUAAAGUUCAGCAACUGUUACAGGGGUUACAAGCUACAGGUGAUGAAGGUCAACAGUUGACAGCCGUAAUGGAGAUGUGCCAGUUACUAGUAAUGGGUAAUGAAGACAGCUUAGCUGGUUUCCCAGUUAAACAAGUGGUCCCUGCCUUAAUAAGCUUAUUGCACCUUGAACAUAAUUUUGACAUAAUGAAUCACGCCUGUAGAGCAUUGACGUACAUGAUGGAAGCUUUACCCCGCUCAUCAGCAGUUGUAGUAGAUGCUAUUCCAGUGUUUUUGGAGAAAUUACAAGUAAUCCAAUGUAUGGAUGUGGCAGAACAAGCAUUAACAGCUUUAGAAAUGAUAUCUAGAAGACACAGUAAGGCUGUGUUACAAGCUGGGGGGAUAGCUGCAUGUUUGAUGUUCAUUGAUUUUUUCAGUAUCACUGCUCAAAGAAGUGCUCUUGCUGUUGUGGCUAAUUGUCUACAAAGUCUCACAUGUGAUGAGUUCCAUUUCUUAAGGGAUUCAUUACCACUCCUUAGUUCACGUCUCAACCAUCAGGACAAGAAAUCAGUUGAAAGUGUAUGCAGUGGAUUUUCUCGUGUAGUAGAAAACUUUCAAAGUGAUCAACGUUUGCUGAAGGAAAUUGCUGUGCAUGGACUUCUCACAAAUCUCCAACAAUUACUAGUGGCUAGCCCACCAAUAAUCAAUUCUGCUACUUUUGUGAUGGUGAUAAGAAUGAUGGCUGUGAUGUGUGGUAGCUGCCCUGAUCUUGCUGUAAUAUUAUUAAAACAAAACAUCGCUGAUACACUUUGUCACUUACUGGUAGGAACCCCAGAAGACCCUUUACUUCAAGUUGAACUAGUGUCCAGAACUCCUCAAGAGCUAUAUGAAAUCGUUUGUUUGAUUGGAGAACUUUUACCCAAACUACCAUCUGAUGGAAUAUUCCGGAUAGAUACCCUACUUGGAAGAAAUGCUGGAUUUAGUGCUGAUGCUAUAGCCUGGCAGUGGCAGGAUGAUCGAAAUAUAUGGCAUUCAUAUACACCAAUAGACAGCAGAAUAAUAGAAGAUGCCUACAGUGCUGCUGAGGAUGAAAUAAGUCUUACAACUGUUGGAAGAACAUAUACUGUUGACUUUAAAUCCAUGCAACAAAUAAAUGAAGAUUCUGGAACAGCCCGUCCAGUUCAAAGAAAAAUUAAUGCAUCUGCUCAACCGCAGCAUGGUUCUGAUUGUUCCUUAGAUUGGUGUGACUCAAGAGAAGAAUUCCUGAAAGAGGAUCAUCAAUUAGCUUCUUCUUUUAUUCAGUCCUUGUUCUCUGUUUUAUAUGAAGUUUACAGCUCAUCACCAGGUCCCACUGUAAGACAUAAAUGUCUGCAAACUAUUCUACGUAUGGUAUAUUAUGCUUCGGCUACUCUGCUUAAAGAUGUUUUAUUAAGUCAACCUGUCUCCAGUCAUAUUGCUGCCAUGAUGGCUUCACCAGACCUUAAGGUUGUUGUUGGCGCCUUACAAUUAGCUGAAAUUCUAAUGCAAAAAUUACCUGAUAUAUUCAGUGUAUACUUCAGAAGAGAAGGUGUCAUGCAUCAGAUCAAAAGGCUAGCUGAACUCAAAGUUCAUACAUCAAAAUCCUCAUCAGAGAAAGUCUCCAGUGGUGUCUCUGGUAGUCUAACCUCAGGAGGAGCAUCUGCUUCGAAACACAGUAAAUCGGGUGUCCGAGAAAAGGAAAGUACAGAUUCUGCUGCCACAUCACAUACAUCUUCAGAGGAACCAGGUGCUACAUCUUCGCAUAUGUUCUUCCGUCUUGGAGAUGUUUUAAAAAGAAAACACACACCCAAACGAGCUAGAAAAGGAAGCAAACCUGAUGAUCCCAUGGAAAGUGGUUCAAAGGGCGUACCAACUUCUGGUGGACGAAGUUCAAGAAGAGGUAAACAUUCUGACAAUUCAGAUUCUAAAGUAAGUGGCGCCACACCAAAGAUGUCUUUCUUGCCAAGUCUAAGAAGCUGGAGUAGAUUAAGUAACUCAUCACACUGUGAAAGAAUGUCAGUGUCCAAAGAAUCAGAGGCUCAAAAAUUUGUAAGAUGUGCUGAUACCAACAAGGAGAAAAUAAGAAGUUGGGUAAAAGAAGAAGCUACCAAAUUCCUUGAAAAGAAUACAACCUCAGAAGCAUGGAGUAACAGUCAUCCAGCAGUUCAAAUUCUUCAAAAAUUAUGCGAUGCUUCACAGGGCCUAACCAUUGAUUCUGAUAAUGGUCUUGAUCCAUUGUUGCAAAUUGCCACAAUUACCAAAGAAAGUGAUAUAUCACCUUUUGAGAUAAUCCACAGUGGAAUGGUGAAGAAACUUCUUCAGUACCUUACCAGUGUUAAUGGAACUCUGAGCAGAACUGUUCGAAUACAACGUUUUCUUCAUGUCUUCCUGUCCUGCCCUCCUCCUGAUAUUACUUAUAUCAAAGAGAUGGCCAUUGAUCCUAAUAAUCCACCACCAUUGUCUAAUCUGAUCAGUAAAUUACUUGGAUGUCUACAUCAGCUAGAACAGUUCCAGAUUCGAGUACAUGAUCUCCCUGGAUCUGGUGGAAUGAGUGGAAGAGGAUCAAAUGCGCUGAAAUUUUUUAGCACCCACCAAUUGAAGUGUAAUUUACAACGACACCCAUCUGCAACUAAUCUUCGUCAGUGGAAAGGAGGACCUGUAAAGAUAGAUCCCUUGGCACUGGUACAAGCUAUAGAAAGGUAUCUGGUCAUUAGAGGUAUUGGUAAAGUUAAAGAUGGUGAAGAAGAAAUCAGUGAUGAUGGUAAUUCAGAUGAAGAUUUUGAGGAUACUAUGUCUGCUGUAUGUAUCACACAAGGAACAGUCCAACAUAAAUUAGAGUUUUUAAUUGGUGAAAAAUUGCUGCCAUAUGAUAUGACGGUAUAUGAAGCAAUCAAACAAUUUAGUCAUCCCAGUGAAAGAGAAUCUGACUCUGAAACAGAGACACCUUUAGGUCACGCUAAAAUCUGGGCACAGACACACACUAUCUGGUAUAGAGCUUACUGUGAUAAAGAAGAUGUUCCCACUGAAGGCAUGAGGAAGAAAAUUGAAAAUAAAUCAAAGUCUAGUAAAAAAACUGAUGAUGCUCACAAAACAAAAGUUGAUUCUUCUAGAAACCGAACACGAUCUUUACUUGAUACUUUCCUAACAGAACACCUACCCUCUUAUAUAACUAUAGAAGAUACAUCAUUAGAAGUUAUAUCUUUACUUCGGGUUACACAUGCUUUAAACAAAUACUGGGCAGCCUUCUAUGAAAUAUCAUUCUUCCCAACACCUAUACUAACAGCUUCAGAAUUUAUCAGUAAUAAAUUAACAGCCAAAGCGAAUCGUCAGCUACAAGACCCACUUGUCAUAAUGACUGGAAACUUGCCAAAAUGGUUGGGUGAACUUGGUACCUAUGCUCCAUUUCUGUUUCCAUUUGAAACCAGACAACUGUUAUUUUUCAUAACAACAUUCGACCGUGAUCGUGCCAUGAUGAAACUACAACAGGAUAGUGGUGGCGAUAACAGUCAAAAUGACAGUGAGCGUGUAGCCCCAAGAUUAGACAGAAAACGACGUAUGGUAAAUAGAAACGAUCUUUUAAAACAAGCUGAACAGAUUAUUGAUGAAUUGGACAAAUCGAAAGCUCUACUAGAAAUACAGUAUGAAAAUGAAGUAGGAACAGGAUUAGGACCAACACAAGAAUUCUAUGCCUUAGUAUCGCGGGAAUUACAACGAGCUGACUUAGAUUUAUGGAGAGGUGAUGUCCUUGAUACAACUAGCCAUUCAGAUCCAGAUGCUAAAAUUCAGUUGAUGCAUUCACCCUUUGGCCUUUUCCCCUCUCCUUUGCCAAAAUCUGUGAAAGCUUCUUAUUUAAAGAAAGUUUCCUCUAAGUGUAAGUUUCUUGGAAAAUUCUUGGCUCGUUCUCUUAUGGAUUCGAGAAUGCUGGAUAUUAGGUUUAGUCAAGUGUUCUAUAAAUGGUGUCUGGGACAGGAGGAGAGUUUAACAUCUGCUGAUCUAAUCCACAUUGAUCCAGUUCUAGCUCGUUCUCACAGACAACUAGAAGCUGUAUUGCAUCAGAAGAAACAAAUAUUGACCGACAAAUCCCACACAGAUGAAAGUAGACAAUUGGCAUUAGAUAGUUUAACAAUGGAUGGAUGUAGUAUUGAAGAUCUGAACUUGUAUUUUAUAUUGCCAGGUUUUUCACAAAUAGAAUUAAAGAAAGGUGGUAGAGAGUGUCCUGUAGUUCUUGAUAAUCUGGAAGAAUACCUUCAACUUCUGGUGCAGUGGAAUUUUAUGGAUGGUGUAUCACGACAGUUCCAAGCAUUCCGUGAAGGGUUUGAAUCACUAGUUCCUCUCUCAUCCUUGCGUUGCUUUUAUCCCGAGGAACUUGAACAGUUGUUUUGUGGAAAUCAUAAUGAGGUUUGGGAUGUGAAAAUGUUAAUGGACUGUUGUAGACCUGACCAUGGUUAUUCACAGGAUAGUCAGGCUGUGAAAUACUUGUUUGAAAUUCUCAGUCAAUAUAACUCAAAAGAACAGAGAGAUUUCAUUCAGUUUGUGACCGGUUCUCCCUGUUUGCCUGUUGGAGGUUUCCGAAGUUUAAAUCCACCUCUUACAAUUGUGCGCAAAACCUUUGAGUCCACAGAAAGUCCAGAUAAUUAUCUGCCGUCAGUUAUGACGUGUGUGAACUAUCUUAAACUUCCCGAUUAUUCUACUAUUGACAUUAUGCGUCAGAAAAUUGGUUUAGCUGCUCAAGAAGGACAGCUAUCCUUUCAUUUGUCUUAAACACAAUACAAGAAGACACUAUAUAUCCAUACAUGUACAUUGACUAUACAUUAUAUAUGUACAGCAUAUGUGAAUAUUUUAAACGCCAAGCAUAAAUGAUAUAAAUAAAUGUAUAUGUUACCCUGUUCAGUUCCGUACAUUGAGUUUCGCGAUGAUUAUUAAUGUGAUUAUCAGAAUAAUAUAAUAUGCAAAAUAUGAUUAAAAAUAAUACAAGAGAACCUUUGUAACCAUAAAAAUAUUAUAUAAUCUUAAAGAAUUUUAUGCCAUUUGUAUGUUGGGAGUGUAUGUUACAUUAGGGUAGUUUAUUUUAGGAGAAUAUCAAAGUUAAUUACGUUUUGAGAUCUGGACGAUAUUUUUCUACUGGCAUUUAAAAUAGUUUCAUGUUAAAUUGUUUGUGACUUGAUCAAUUGUAAUAUUGUUACAUUGUAUGUAGAUUUCUUUUGUUUAAAUUGUGGUUGACUAUGGACAGAGUAAUAUUUUUUAGGAUUGUAUGAAUGAAGUAACAUAUUCUUUUAAUGUUUUUUCAUGUACAUUAGUUGAACUAAAUUAAUGUUAAAACUAAAAGAGCAAGGCAUCUUUGAUUUACAUUGGCAGUUACAGUGUUAUGCACAAAAUCUUUUUUAUCUUUGGGCAUAAAGACUUUGGAAAACAUUGUUUCAAAUAAACAAAUCAACACAUUAAAAUUCAGUCAAAUAGAUAUGUUUAUUUUUUACCCUGACUGAACAAAACUGUUUGCCCUUUUGACUCCAAUCAAUUUGUGUACAUUUAAAAUAUUGUAAAUGCUGUAUAAGUUACAUGCUUUAAUGUAUUAAUGGCUAACUGUAAUCCUUUGCGAAAGGCAGUUGUAUUCAAAAUAACAAGUAUAAUAAGUGGUACAUGUGAAUAAGUUUCAGUAUCUUGUUGGCUUCAGGUGUUCCUGAAGAGAAACCGUAGAUACAUGUACGCUUAAUCAGAAAUUGGUCUGUCCACAUUUUGGUGCUGUAUUUGUCCUAAACUGUUAAAUAUCAACAAAGAUAAAUUUUAACUAAUUCAUUCUUUUGUUAUUGACCGGACACAACAAGAGAAGACAUGGGUCUGUAUUCAAAGGAUAUCUUAAGUCAAUGUUUGUUACUUAAAGUGUCUGAAAAUCAUUUGACUGAUUGAGAAAUGCCUUACCAACUACAAUAUUGUAAAGGUCAAAUCUCUAAAGUUUUUACAAAAUUGUCAUGAAUUAAAAAUUGCGUAACAUUCAAUAUCCUGUGCAGACCAUGUACAGAAUCCAGCACCACCUCAUGUAUUCAACCAGCUAAAAUCUUUGGAUGGGUAUCUUUUUAAUCUGACUGAAUAAAAGCUGGGAGAUUAUCUACCAUUGAUAUUUUCAUUUUUGUUUUCUUAAUUAAAUGUUGAAUAACCAAUUUAUGUACAUUUUAUUGUAUUAAGCUGUGAAAAAUUAGUUAAUGUCCAAAAAAUAGAAAAAUAACAUUCAGAGACUUCUGUCAAUGUAUUUGAAUACCGAUUUAAGUAAUGUGCUUUGCUAAAUGAAAUAAUCAAGUAUAUUCUCUCAACUUUAAAAUAAAAACAUUGAGUACAGGCUCUGGUGUAUCUUAGAAAUAUUUAUUACGGUAUAUGAAUUUGUAGCAACUUAUUAAACAUGCCUGUAUUAGAAUAACAUAUUCUAAUUUGUCUUGUUUUAUAAGAAAAACAUAUUCAUACUUUGUCAUGUAUUUUCAUAAUCAAAACUACAUCACCGAGUAAAGAUGAACGUAGGGAAUUGCUGAUAUCCUAUUUUCCUGUUUAGAAUAUAUUUUAUGUUGUGCAAUGGUAAAAUAAUUAAAUUUUAGUAUGUCCCUUUGGGCUUCAAAGAUAUGUUGCUUAGAUGCUGGAAUUCUAAAUAUGUAAAUGUUUUUUGUAUUACUGGUACAAAUCGAAAAAUAUUCACCAUUGUGAAGAACAUGUCACUUCAGACCUUUGUAUUGACCAACAGGUGCUAAUUACAAGCUGUGACCUGACUGAUCAUCAUAAUUGUCAAAUCUAGUUGUUGACAUGUCAGGAUGUGUUUCUUAUUUAAGUUAUUGGGGAUAAUAUGAAAGGUAUUGGCAGUUUAUAUUACAUGUAACAAAUUGAAUAUAAGUAUUUAUAAAAAAAAAAAAUAUUUAAAGAGGCAUUAUCACUUAAAACAACAAAAUAAUUUAUCAAAAUUCUAAGCACUGGCCAUCCUGUCUGAACUGAAAAUCCCCAAAAUUGUUUUUUUUUUUAUAGAUCUAUAAAGUGCUGGUGCCACUUUAACCAUGAUCCAUAUACCAGUAAUGUACAUAUUGUCCAUUUUUUCUUUCCAUAGUCAACCAAAUGUAAAAUUUGUAUUAAUUAAAGUUGAUAUUUAUAAUUUCAAUUGAUAUGUUUUCUGUGAAAUUGAUGGUGGAGUUACUUUUUGUUUGUUUUGUACAUAUAUUUUCUUUCUUUUGUUUUGAUUAUUAUAUCAAGGUUAUCUUUCUAUUGACUACAAUGUAAAGAGGCAAAUGUAAAGCAUCUCCUAUAAAGCUUCAAAUGUAUAAAUGAGAUAGCAAGCCUAACACAGGAGCUGGCUGAAUUGAUAUAUUUGGGCACUACUUUUCAGUGACCAGAAAAGGAUUAGCUAGGCUUAAUAAUACUAUGUUGGCUAUUUUGAACCUGCCCCCUAAUCCUUCACAUAUGUCCAAAUAGAAAUUUGAGCUCAUUAACAGUGUGACCAAAAAAUAAAGUGAAAGAACUUGGUGUUGAUGUUUUUGUUAAUGUUUCCUUGCACAGCAUCAGUAUCUUUAAAACUAGUUUGGUACAUUUGGUUUGUCUUAAGAAUGUAGGCCGUCUGUUUCAUAAUUUGAAUACAAAUGAAAUACAACAUCAAUGAAUGGCCUCUCUCUAAGCCUCAAUAUUGUUACAGUUAGAGAUAAAACUCAAAUCUAGUGCUAAUGUUGCAUUCAAUUGAAUAAAAAUGUUACAAUAUUGUA